AUGUUGCCUGGAGACCAUCCACACGUGGACGGGACGGAGGAACCGAGCGACCCGACUAAAGCUCAGCCUCGGCCUGCUGCCGCCACACCAGCACAGGCCUCACAGGAGGCAGCGGGGUUUAAGAAGCCUCAGCUGGACCAGCAGAAGCCCACCUGCCUCCGAUGUGGCCUCACAGUCCCAGACCACGGACCCCCCCAUCCGUCACCGGGCCUGAGCCGACUGCAGGGCUCCAGCUCGUCGGUGCACGGCAGCAGCAGGAGGAGCAGGAGGAGCAGAAGGAGCAGCGAGUCUGGCUCACACCAACCUACUGCUACACCUGCUGACUCCUGCCUGCACCUGCUGCUGGCGUGCCUUUGGUGCCAGUGCUCCGUGCUGGUCCUGGGUCUGCUGGAGGCCUGUUCCUCCUGCCUCGACGCCUCCUGCUCCUGCUGCUGCCGCGCGUGCGCCCGCUGCUGUUCGGCCAUCCGGGAGGCGCCCGUGGAGGAGCUCAACUGCCACGCCCACUGCCACUCGGUGCUGUUCGAGUCUUGCUGCGAGCCGGCCGAGUGUCUCGAGUUUUGCCUGGAGUGCUGUGAGAUCUGCCAUCGCAGCUAG
This is a messenger RNA of Cyclopterus lumpus (lumpfish), 594 nucleotides long. Its product is annotated as myoD family inhibitor domain-containing protein-like. The transcript has 3 exons. The coding region runs from base 1 to 594 and encodes 197 amino acids. Lineage: Eukaryota; Metazoa; Chordata; Actinopteri; Perciformes; Cyclopteridae. The record is from RefSeq and is a predicted model, not a curated record.